AUGGCCGAAAAUAUAGAUGAUAUACAAACUUUUAAACUCGAAGUUGAAAAUGAGCUUCGAAUACUGGUGGGAGAAGAUUCCACUGAUGUUACAAUAAAACUCGUUAGCGGUAUAGCUGAGAUAUAUGGGGCUGAAAUGGUAUUAAAUGAAGAGUAUUCUUUGUCAUCAAAUUCAUCGAUUUCUAUAUUCACUUGGCAUGGUUGUGUUAUAAAACUAAGCGGAACGCCGGAAGCCGUUUAUAUUGUAAGCGAUACUGCUAUGAUUCUCAAUGUAGUUCUUCAUGCUUCCUUAGAAGAACGGAGGCUUCAGGCUGAAGCUGAAAACAAAAGAGGACCCGUUACACUUGUUGUUGGACCAACUGAUGUUGGUAAAAGUACUUUAUGUCGAUUUUUGCUUAAUUAUGCUGCUCGUCUGGGACGACGCCCUUUGUUUAUAGAUCUAGAUGUUGGACAGAACUCCAUUUCCAUACCAGGUACAAUAGGGGUUCUAACGGUUGAGAAACCUGCUGACAUAGUUUCUGGUUUUGAUGAUCAAGCUGUUCAAGUCUAUGAAUUUGGUUACAAGAGUCCAGGUCACAAUAUAAUAUUGUAUUUUCUAUUGUUGAAAAAAUUAGGGCAAACUCUUCGAUCAGGUUUGAGACAGACAAAUCAAAAUAUUAGGACUUCAGGUGUGAUUAUUAACAGCUGUGGCUGGAUAAGAGGUCAUGGAUAUGAUGCCAUCACUCUUGUAGCUAUGAAUUUUGAAAUUGAUGUCUUGUGUGUACUGGAAGAAGAACGUUUAUAUUUACAAUUACAAAGAGACAUGCCUGCAUGUGUGAAAAUGAUUUUUAUUCCUAAAAUGGAUGGUGUAGUUGAAAGAAGUCGACCAUUAAGAAACCUAACUAGAGAAGCCCGUGUCCGUGAAUAUUUCUAUGGAUCAACCAAUCAGUUACAACCUUUUACAUUUGAAGUUAAUUAUUCAGAUAUACAAGUGUUUAAAGUUGUAACAAGACCUGUAACAGACGAUGAUCAAUAUUUGGCUGAUGUGAUACCAAGUGAUGCUAAACUUGAACGUGUGCCUCUUGGUUAUAAUCUUGUUGAUCAAGUUCUUGGAUUAAGUUCUACAGAUACUUUUAAAGAAGAUUUAAUGUUAAUGCAUGUAAUUGGAUUUAUAUGUGUCACUAAUAUUGACAUAGCAAGAAACACUAUUACUGUUUUGUCACCACAACCCAGCCCUCUUCCAAAAAAGAUUCUUCUUAUGGGUAACACUAGAUUUACCGAACAUCGGGGAGUUCAUUUUAAUAGAACUUAA
Molecule: messenger RNA, 1290 nt
Organism: Argiope bruennichi
Lineage: Eukaryota; Metazoa; Arthropoda; Arachnida; Araneae; Araneidae
Product: protein CLP1 homolog
Exons: 1
Coding region: 1-1290 (429 amino acids)
Biological process (GO): tRNA splicing, via endonucleolytic cleavage and ligation
Cellular component (GO): nucleus
Molecular function (GO): polynucleotide 5'-hydroxyl-kinase activity
Source: RefSeq, a predicted model, not a curated record